Molecule: messenger RNA, 1743 nt
Organism: Octopus sinensis (East Asian common octopus)
Lineage: Eukaryota; Metazoa; Mollusca; Cephalopoda; Octopoda; Octopodidae
Product: aminoacyl tRNA synthase complex-interacting multifunctional protein 1-like
Exons: 2
Coding region: 774-1421 (215 amino acids)
Molecular function (GO): tRNA binding
Source: RefSeq, a predicted model, not a curated record
UAUUCCCUGUGUAUUUUCAACUCCAUUUCUUCUAUUCCUUCCUUUGUUUGGAUUAAUAACAAUUGAUUAUAUAUAUAAUUACAAAGUCCACUCUGUAACAUGUUAUGAAGGACAUCCAGCUGUAAGAACCCUGCCAAAACAGAGUGACACUGGUUGCAGUUUUCUGCCUAAUGAAAAACAAAUAUACACAUAUACAUCAUCAUUUAACGUCCGUUUUUCAUGCUGGUUUGGGUUGGGCAGUUUCAACCCAUACUAGCAUGGAAAACGGGCGUUAAAUGAUGAUGUGUGUGUUUCAUUCAGAAUGAGCUGGAGCAAGAUCAGAUUAUUCAAUGUCCAUAUUGUGCCACUUGUGCAUGUAUGAGCUGGACUGGUUUAGUUACUGAUGUCUGGGAAAAUGGCAAUCACAGAUAGGUAACAUACUAGAUUUGUGGUUUCAAUUCUCUAGCGUACAGACAAGAUUUGAUGUUGAGACUAGAGUCACGAUAUUUUGGCCUGCUAGAAAUAGUAACUAAAUCUUCUAGAUAUACCUGAAGUAAAAAAAUGUGAUGGUCAUGGCUGUAACAUUUCUGAGGAUAAGUCUGCUCUGUCAGAAUUAAAAUUGGGGCUAAACAACAACUUGGAUAGACAAUGAGAGCAUCUAUGCAACUUCAUUUUCGGCAGUAAAAUAGUUAACUAUUUCAGUGUAUUACUUCACACCCGGAAUAACAACAUUCAAUUGUUUUUAAUUUUUUAACACGUUUAUCUUCUAAGCAAUAACAUUUUUUACCAAAACGAUGACAGCACAACAUGCCGAGGAAAUACUAACUAAUUUAAAACAGCAGUUAGAAGUGAAACAUACAGCAAUGAAAAAUAUGAACAAAGAAGAAAAACGAAUUUGUCGGGAAAAUGAACGAUUAAAAAGAGAGGUGGAUGAGUACAAAAAGAAGUUACUGCUCGCUGAAAUCGGUAAUGGGAUAAAGCAGAUACCUCUUCUGAACAAAAGAAAUUUAGAUCAAAAAUCUUCAGACCAGAGAGUUUCACCAACGAAAGAAAUCGAAGUUAAAAAUGUGAAAGCUGCUCCUAAGCCUGUUGUUCCUAUUAACACCAACAACAAGAUCUCCGAUGUGGACUUAUCAAAGUUAAAUAUUCGGGUAGGAUUUGUCAAAUCUGCUAAAAAGCACCCUGAUGCUGACACAAUCAUCAUCGCAACUGAUAUGGGAGAGGAGAAACCACGAAACAUGUUAUCCAGUUUGGUCGGUUCCCUUGCAUUGUUCGAAAUUGAGGGUCGCAUGGGUGUUUUCCUAUGUAACCUGAAACCUGCUAAGCUGCGUGGUAUCUUAUCUGAAGGAAUGAUUCUUGAAGCCAACGGGAGAGACAAAGUGGAACUGUUGAAACCACCGCAAGGUAGUGUUCCGGGAGACUGUGUCAUGUGUGCUAAGUAACCUGGUGAACUGGAAUGCCUCAUCAAUUAAAAAAACAAAAUUUGGGACUUCGUCAAACCUCAUAUGAAACCUAACAACAACUGCGUUACUACGUAUAAAGGUGAACCACUUAUAAUCGUAGACAAAGGACAAGUAACGGUACCAUCACUUGCAAACAAACAGCUAUGUUGAAUAUAAACAUGACGAACUUGAACAGAAGUUUGAGAAAACUGAUGGAGGUUAUUAAGAUUUUGGUCUCCUCCACCCUCAUACUAAACAUUGGAGAUUACAAUUAAGCAAAAUAAAUUUUUUCACAAAUUUAGCUUUGAAGCAAGGUUCAUUU